Molecule: messenger RNA, 1851 nt
Organism: Salvelinus fontinalis (brook trout)
Lineage: Eukaryota; Metazoa; Chordata; Actinopteri; Salmoniformes; Salmonidae
Exons: 6
Coding region: 441-1088 (215 amino acids)
Source: RefSeq, a predicted model, not a curated record
GCCUUCACCUGCAGAGAACAGAGCAGACGUGACUGACUCACCUGCUGAGAAGACGAAGAAGGGAAUAAUUUGUUCAGUCAGUCUUUCAAUCAGUCAGUUAGUAGAGUAGGAAACUCAGUGAGUGGAUUUUACAUCAGUGAUUCACAGAUUCAGUGAAUCAGAUCCUAUAUGUACUGUAGGUCAGAUAUUUGGCAGGUCAUUUGAACCAGGUGAUUCAAACAGAGAUUGAACGAACCAGGUGACCAGGUGAUUCAGAUAGAGACAAGGUGAGCAGUUGAACCAGUUGAAGCAGGUACCAGGUAAACCAGUUGAAGCAGGUACCAGGUUAACCAGUUGAAGCAGGUACCAGGUAAACCAGUUGAAGCAGGUACCAGGUAAACCAGUUGAAGCAGGUACCAGGUAAACCAGUUGAAGCAGGUACCAGGUGAACCAGUAUAAGUAUGUCCAGUUUGUCCAGAGUGGUCCAGUUCUCUCUGCUGCUGGUCCUCCUUCUGGCUGUUAUGGGUCAGGACUGCGCUACUUCGUGGUCCAGGGCCCGGUCCAGGGCCCGGUCCAGGGCCCGAUCCAGGGGCAGGUCAGUCUGUGUGAAGGACAGGGUCUCUCACUGUGUGGACCUGGCCAAACUGCAGGAGCUGAUCCAGGAAGUCCAGAAAGACUUCACAAACACGUCUCAUGAUGGCAGGAUCCUGUUAAAGACAGUCACCUUUGACAAUAUCAAGAAGCACAAGAAGUACCACGGCUGUGUCCUGCACAAAAUCCUGGAUUUUUAUCGGGAAGUUCUCCAGAGACAAGACAGAAAUUAUCAUGACCUUGGUGGCGUGCUGGAUGAAGUGAAGGGAUGUAUUCACCCAGUAAAGAUCUGUGAAAAGCUGGACCAGGAAGCUGCUGGGAAGCCAGUGAACGAGUCUAAGAUAGAGGAAGACUUGGAGCUGCUGUCCAAGGACGCAGCCAUUAUGCAGCUGCAGAGACUGAAGGCCGCCAAUAAAAAGGUGGUUGAGCUGUCCGAGAGGGCGACUCUGGACAAGGCCAUGGAAGAGCUACGGGGCCUGGAGGACUACAUCCUGGGGAGGGGCCUCCGCAGGAGCUGAGGAAGUAAUCAGACCGCCAGGAACUACAUACACACACACACACACACAAAUGCGUUACCGUGACUACAUUUACCGUCUUGAUGUCACGUUUACUGGCUUUAGCCUCUUGAGCUGUUUUUGCUUGUAGCCAUAUUCCCUUUAACAUGUUCUGACAUGUUCCAUGUUGUUUGUGUAUUUCACCAUCUACUUUGGAUUACUGUCAACAAUUUGAUUGACUUAGAAUUGUGUCCAAUAUUCAGUUGGGGAGAAUAUUUGCGUCCUCUGUUGCUGCUAGUAUUGAAUGUUCUGUUACUACUAGUAGUACAGGUGUUGUUGCUGCUAGUAUUGAAUGUUCUGUUACUACUAGUAGUACAGGUGUUGUUGCUGCUAGUAUUGAAUGUUCUGUUACUACUAGUAGUACAGGUGUUGUUGGUGCUAGUACUGCAUGUUCUGUUACUACUAGUACUACAUGUUCUGUUACUACUAGUACUACAUGUUCUGUUACUACUAGUACUACAGGUGUUGUUACUACUAGUACUACAUGUUCUGUUACUACUAGUACUACAUGUUCUGUUACUACUAGUACUACAUGUUCUGUUACUACUAGUACUGCAUGUUCUGUUACUACUAGUACUACAUGUUCUGUUACUACUAGUACUGCAUGUUCUGUUACUACUAGUACUACAUGUUCUGUUACUACUAGUACUGCAUGUUCUGUUACUACUAGUACUACAUGUUCUGUUACUACUAGUACUACAGGUGUUGUUGCUGCUAGUAUUGAAUG